AUGACGAAGAAGAAGAAGAGUUCUACAUUGACUUCAAAUAAAUUGCAAGAGAAUAAUACCACCAAGGAAGAGCAAAAGCCUUCUUCUCUGCAGAAAAAAGCCGUUAGUGAAAUUGACGAAAUAUUUGCUGGUAAGAAGAGAAAGAAGUCUGAUGUGAAGAAGGGUGAAAAAGCCGAUCAAGCAAUUAAAAGUAGUGAUAAAACUAAGAAAAGGACGAAUGAGAAGAAAAAACCGAAGCGGGCAGAUGAGAGUGAGUUUAUUGAACGACCAUCUCGAUCAAGAAAGAAAACGGAGGAUGGACUUACCAUCUAUACUGAAGAGGAAUUGGGUCUUAGUAAAGGGGAUGCUGGUAAUACUCCACUCUGUCCAUUUGAUUGUUCUUGUUGCUUUUGA
Molecule: messenger RNA, 393 nt
Organism: Lathyrus sativus (Indian pea)
Lineage: Eukaryota; Viridiplantae; Streptophyta; Magnoliopsida; Fabales; Fabaceae
Source: the annotation of a GenBank genome assembly